AUGGACAAGCCUAACCCGUUUAUGAAGGACAAGACAUUGAGGCUGGACCCUUUCUUUUACAAUGAGGAUCCUAUGCGGUGGUUACCAGAGAUCUAUGCGGCUAGUCAUGGAGGCAAUACCAACGGCUAUGUGGAAGGACUGCGAGCCAUGUCGACCCGAAGGCACUUUCCGCUACGAUCGUCCGUGCGUGUUUUGUUGCAGUACUGUGAGUCUGACCGUGGCAAGGAGCAGCUCGAGUUGCUCAGAUCCUUCUCGACAUUUGAGGUAGUGUCUAGUCAUCUGGCCGUGAAUGCUGGGAUACGCUCGGGCUGCCAGUUGAAGUACAAGAUGCAUUCAUCGACGAGUCACAGCGCCAGUCCAGGAACGGCCAGUCGGGAUGACCAAGUCGAUGAUACCUGUGAGAGGUCACCACGUAAAAGGACUCGUAAUGGGGAUGAUGAUGGCGACAGAGAUACAGCUCUUGUUGGGACUCCAGAUCGAUCGUACGCGUACGUCGAGGAUGUGCAAGAUCUGGGCCAAAGUUCAUAUCCGUCGUCGCCAGGAGAGUCGACACUAUCACCACCACCAUCCUUUGACUUUGGCAGGAAUGUUAAUGAAAUGGCAGAUACAUUUUUCAGUGGCGAAGGAUCGUUGCAGGACAUUCUGUUUGGAAGCCUUCAAGACGGUGGUACGUUGCCUGCGUGGGCAAAGGAUCGUCCGGCGUACCAGUUCGAGCUGCGGCUGCAAGACGAAGACUGGGGUCAUCGAGUGACCAAUCUCUACGAACUUGCAAAGACGAGGGCUGUGCUGAACCAUUCCAAUGUGGAUGAAAUUGCGUUGUUAUCAGGAAUAGUACACUUGAACAAGACCCACAUCGGAUUCUCCGAGCAGGAAAUCAAAGCGAUCACGGCCGAUGUCGUGGAGUUGUUUUACAGUCAAGAUAUGAGGGACAACGACCUUCAACGAGCCAAAGAAGCCACGCUUUUGUAG
This is a messenger RNA of Linnemannia hyalina, 969 nucleotides long. The record is from the annotation of a GenBank genome assembly. NCBI's taxonomy places the organism in Eukaryota, Fungi, Mortierellomycota, Mortierellomycetes, Mortierellales, Mortierellaceae.